AUGAAAAUAUCUACCGAAAUUAUUUUGAUAUAUAACAUUCUUAGAAUUCUUGGCUGGAGUCAAGCUAUGGCAUUAAUAAUUUACUAAUCGAAAUAAGGAAUUGAAGAUAUUUCCAAUAUUUUAAAUUUAGUCAAGGCUUUGACUAUUGGAAAAUGUUUUGAAAUUGUUUUUAUUAAACAAAAGUAAAUCCUAUCUUCUAAUAAUAUUGUGAAAUAUUAAGUAUUUCUCAUUAGACUGAUAUUUUAAUGGUAUUUCAUGAGACCUUAAUUAUGCUUUUGCUCAUUUAGACACACUAUAAUUGGUUGGGGUUUUAUGGAAAUUACAUAAUCUUUGUAUUAUAUUAGCUAAUCACAAUUUAUGAAACAGAUACAAUAAAUUUUAAUAUUUGUCUUUGUUCCAUUUACUUUAAUUGGAAUGAUAAGAAUUACUAAUCGAAUUAUAGAGAGAGAGUAAAAAGAGGAUUAUUUCAAAAGAUUAUUCUAAAUGGUUCUAGUUAUUUUUGUUGCUUUUUAACUUUACAUUAACUUUCAAAAAUAAAUUGUUAGAAUUCCUAAAAUUAAAUAAUUAUGA
Paramecium sonneborni is the source of this 570-nucleotide messenger RNA. The record is from the annotation of a GenBank genome assembly. NCBI's taxonomy places the organism in Eukaryota, Ciliophora, Oligohymenophorea, Peniculida, Parameciidae.